Molecule: messenger RNA, 841 nt
Organism: Rhincodon typus (whale shark)
Lineage: Eukaryota; Metazoa; Chordata; Chondrichthyes; Orectolobiformes; Rhincodontidae
Product: lectin BRA-3-like
Exons: 6
Coding region: 59-841 (260 amino acids)
Source: RefSeq, a predicted model, not a curated record
GCCGCAGGGAAGCGCCACGGGGGAACGAGGUGGCGUUCUUGGCGUUAGACCGUUGGAAAUGGCGGGAUUGGGCCAUUGGUUGAUGCUGCUGGUGGUGGUGACAAUAACGCUAGACGAUGCAGAUGGUGUUAAUUGUCCUGGAAAUCGUGACUGGUACAUGUGGAAUGAUCACUGUUAUCUUUGGAAAGCAUCUUUAACAGCUACUUGGGAAAGAGCAUUAAAUAUCUGCAGAGCUUAUAGAGGCACUGACUUGGUGUACUUGGACAGUAUAGGUGAAAAGGAUUGGCUUACAACUCAAGUCACUGGAGUCUUUUGGACUGGACUCAAUGAUCGGGCAAAUGAAGCUGUUUUCCAGUGGACAACAAAUAGUUCUCUGGAUGCAAAUCUAGAGCCGUUCUUAAAGAAAGAUUUAAUGAAUGGAGAUUCAAAGGACUGUGUAGAGAUGGAUGCAAACACAGGACUACUAAUGGACAGAAGCUGCUCAGAAAUAAAAACAUUUGUUUGUAAAUCAAAAAAAUUUAUGGACUGGUUUCUGAAAGAGGAGAAGAGGGGACUAAGUUCCAAACCUCCGUAUUCUUACGAUUCAAGAGCAACUUUAGCUGAAGCCAAAAUCGCAUGUUUGCAGCGAGGGACUGCUUGCACGGCAGUGCUGGAGACUAAUGUUCCAAACAUUUUCUAUAUUCUGCAUUCUUCACCAAUCAUUACACACAACUCUGUUUCCAACAUCUAUAUUCCAUCAGUUGACUCCAGAAGGUUGCAGAGUGUUGAAUAUAAAGAUGAGGUGCUGUUUCUCAAGCUUGUGUUGAACUUCACUACAACAGUAUUGCAGACUAAGGAGUGA